UCAUUCUUGACAUCUAUAUUCUUUAAAAAUGUGGCCGUCGAAUAGGGGUCCUACAUUGUUUCAAUAUUCAAUCAGGUGUCUAGGAUUUGUGGCAUUUAUCGGAGUUGUAAGAUGUCACUGUCCUCAUAUGAUGGGAGUUAAACCUCCGGGACCACCAUCUGGACCAAGCCCGCCUGGUAAAUUUCCUGAUGGAGAUGAGGGAUGGGAUUACGAUGAGACAGCUGCACCAGGAAUUGUUCCAGAGCCACAUUUUAUUCAAUCUACGUAUAUUUAUAGAUCUCCAAAUGUUCAAGAGAAGACAUUUUCUUCGAGAGUGGUGAAUGUACUGAAAGAUAUCCGAACAAGGCUUGCUAAAUCUGCAAGACUUACAUUGGAAAAUGAGAACAUUGAAUGCUCUUCUCCUACAGAUCACUAUAGGUGUCAGGAAUAUCCUGCUUCAGGAACUUGGAAUUAUUUGAUUGUUGAAGAUCAACAAAAAGGGGCAGUUACGUAUACAUUCGAUCGAAAGUUCAAUGAGAAAAAUGAUGGAACUAUUGAAAUGGCACUUUUGGAUGCAUUUUCUCGUCAUUCUCCAUCAUCUCUAAUUGCAUUUGCAUCAUCUGAAGCUGAAAAAGAAGUUGGAUAUAUAAGAGCUUUAACAGUUCAGGAAAUGGAUUCUUUGAGUGGAAAACGAAGCCAUCAAAAAAUCUCAAUGGAAAAAUUUGGUCCAAACGAGCUUAUACUUCUGGAGCCUGCACUUCUAGAGGUUCGAACUGGCGCGAAUCUCAAAUUGAACUCAGAUUCCUUGAGAAGAAUCGAUUCAACAAAAGAAUUUGAUAAACUUCUGGAGGAGUUCAGAAAUGUGUUCAUUUUAUUCUGGAAUAGCAAUAGAAUGGUCAGUCUUCAUACAUUCAAUCUCUGGUCACGAGUAGCCGACAAGAUAAAGAUUUCUGAAGACACUCUUUUGGCACAUGUUCCCUGUCAUGACAACGCUGAUUUUUGUCAGGGCCUCAACUCUGAAGACUAUCAUACUGUUGUCUCGUAUAGAAAUGGGCAGAAUACUGGAAAAACCGAGAAUAUUGGGGACGUGGAGUUUUACGAAAAUUGGGUUGAAUUAUCACUAUCCGGAGCGAUUCAAAGACUUCCAAAUGAAUCGAAGCUUUCCGAGUUUAAGAAAGGAAUUGUUGGAGGGAAGAAGCGAUCAUCAGUGACAAUUGGAGUAUUCCCAUCUGAUCAGGAUACAUCUUUUCAACACUUUCAAAUUGCCGCUGAGAAGUUAUCUGGAAAAUAUUAUGUAGCUUAUUUUAUAAACGAAAACUCAAAACCGGCCAUAACCACAUAUCGUCAUGCUGAAAAACAAAAAAGAACGGAUUAUUCAGGAAAAUUUGAUCCAGCCACUUUGAUGGAGUUUAUCACAAAAUCUUCGAUUCCUUCAAUUAUUGGUAUUUCAAAUGGUUUCACAACGGAUCUACUGUUUCAUCAAAAACGUCCAAUUCUUAUUCAAAUUGGCGGCGCAGGGGAAUUUGAGCCUUUCUCGAAGUUGUCUGCUCGGCAAGAUGCUCGGAAAACCUAUAUUUUCACAAAAAUUGAUGGGGAAAGUGAGAUGAUUAAGAAAACCAAAAAAGCAUUGGGAGUUGGGGAGAACGAAUCAAUAAUUGUGUUUUUGAACAAGGAUCGAGUGCAUCGAAUUCCAAUUUCAAAGCCUAAAUGCCCUGAUCAUCUUCAGAAAAUUCUCCAGAUGAUUAUUACAUCUGAAGCGGAUCAAGUUCUCUCAACAAAAGAGCCACAUCCAUUAAGAUAUCUUCAAGUUGAAAAAGUGAACGAAGUAUUCGGAUUCGAGGAGACUCUUGUUCUUCCAGAUCACACACUUUUCCUGGAUUCCGAUCCAUUCUCUCGUCAUCCACCAAUUACAGAGGGUGGUGGUGGUGGUUGCCCAUUUAUGCAAGGAGGUGGAGCACCAACAGAAUCUAGUCAACAUUCAGAACUUUGAUAUAUUAUCAUCAUGCAUAAUUUUUGAAACAAGAAUAACUAUUACUAUACAUUUUUAAUAAAAUGAGAAAAAACAU
Caenorhabditis elegans is the source of this 2045-nucleotide messenger RNA. RefSeq lists its product as uncharacterized. Lineage: Eukaryota; Metazoa; Nematoda; Chromadorea; Rhabditida; Rhabditidae. The transcript has 15 exons. The record is from RefSeq and is marked reviewed. The coding region runs from base 29 to 1969 and encodes 646 amino acids.